Babesia ovata is the source of this 534-nucleotide messenger RNA. RefSeq lists its product as uncharacterized. Lineage: Eukaryota; Apicomplexa; Aconoidasida; Piroplasmida; Babesiidae. The record is from RefSeq and is a predicted model, not a curated record. The transcript has a single exon. The coding region runs from base 1 to 534 and encodes 177 amino acids.
AUGGAUGGGUUUGCGAAGGAGAAACGGCCAACCAAUCUGGGAAGGCGUGUUUCUACGAGCGGGGAACAGAAUAGGCAACAGGACACGUUAAGGGAGAUACAGGAGUAUCAAAGGCCUUUGGGAGGCCUUGCGUUACACGAUCAAUCGUCCCGUAAUGAUAUCCCUGCCGACCGCCAGUUACACGGGACCUCGGAUUUGGAUAGCCGUCCAGGAAAUUUGCCUUUAGGUAACGGAGCAGAUGGUAAUCCAGGAGCUUACGACGGUACGGAUCAGCCUCAAAAGCGGCGGGAGGAGUUGAUGAUGCAAACCCACGCGUUACUGAAUGAUAUACUUGCCAAUUACCGGCUAUACAAUACCUCGGAUUUGGACACUCUUCCAGGGAAUUCUCUGUCCGGUAAUGACCAUUACUAUAAUUCCGGUCCCUUUGGUCUUUUGGGUCUCCUUGGCCUUCUCGGUCAUACUGGUCGUAUCGCUAAAAUAAGCCGUGGUUUCGCUGAAUUCUUCCGUCGUACGGGUUAUGGGCCUCGUAACUAA